AUGUCUAUGCCUGGUAGCCUCUACGUCACGAUGCAGCCCAAGCCUGGGCUGUCUCUAGACCAAUUCCACGAGUGGUAUAAUAACGAGCAUGGCCCGACCCGUUUGCGUCUCCCGCAGAUAUUCUCCAAUGGUCUUCGAUACAGAGCGACCGAUGGUCAGGAACCUAAGUACCUUGCUGCUUACGACGUGACGUCCAUGUCACAGCUCGAAACCGAGACAUACCUGACUUUGCGCGCAAACCGAUCUGCUCGAGAAGCCGAGACAAUUGGACAAGUAGACGUUAAGCGUUAUUUCUGGGACUUGGUCCACUCGAAAGAGUCUCCGAACUUCACGCCGUUGGAGAAGUUGACCGAUAACGAAGCUGAGGGUAUCCAGACUACUGCCGUCACAAUUGAGCUCAAGGACGCUGAGGGAGCGCAAGAGGAAUACCAAAAGUGGUUGGUUGAAGAACAUAUCCCCAUGUUGGCCAAGGUCCCUGGCUGGUUGCGCUCACGCGCCUACAAAACCUCGUACCUCGAGGGUCAGGGCAAGACCACUUUCCUUGCGCUGCACGACUAUGCCAAGGAGAAUGGUCAGGGUGGUGAGGAGCAUAAGGCUUCUAUGGAUACUCCUUGGAGAACCCAAGUCUUUGACAAAUAUGUUGCUUCCAAAGGCCGAAGGACAUACUCUCUGUUUUACGUCUUUGGUCCGGCUCCUCGAGAGCUGUCAUCACUGUCAAAGCUCCCAUCUACAGCUGCCUUUACCUCUCCCGACACUAAGCAAUCGACCACUCCAGGCCCCAAUGCCGCCAUUAACUCCUUCAUCACGACUUCAGACUCUCUGAACAUCCCAUAUCGACUGGAGGGCAACCCAGACCCCAAGGCUCCUACAGUGGCAUUCUGCAAUUCGUUGUUGACUUCGCUUCACAUGUGGGAUCCUUUCGUGGAUAUUCUCAAGCGAGAGCGCCCCGACUUGCGUAUUCUGCGAUACGAUACUCGUGGCCGACACUCUGUACCCCAACCUCCAGUUGCCGCCACUGUGGAUCAAUUGGCCGACGAUCUUGUAACAGUACUCGAUGCUGUCCGCAUUACGAAGCUGCAUACCCUAAUUGGCGUUUCUAUGGGCGGUGUUACAACCCUCAACUUCGCUAUCAAGUACCCUGAAAGACUCGAGCAGUUCAUUGCCUGCGAUUUCAACCCUACAUCAAGCGCCGCAAACACACAAGCAUGGAAGGAUCGCACAGCUAUGGCCGAGGAAGAUAACGGCAACGGGAUCAAGAAGCUUGCUGGAGAAACCGUUCAGCGAUGGUUCCAUCCUUCUACAAAUACUGAGACAGUCAAGUGGAUGACAGAGAUCGUGGCUACGAAUGACGUCGAGGGCUUCAAGUACAGCAACACAGCUCUUUGGAAUUACGAUCUUAAGCCCAAGAUGGGCGACUGCAAAGUGCGCGGAUUGUUCGUUGUCGGAGACGAGGAUGCCAAGGGUGCUCUUGUCAAGGCCAUGGAUGCAAGCAAGGGACUACUUGGCGACAAGGGUGCGGAGUUGAAGAUUGUUCCUCAGACAGGGCAUCUUCCUAUGUCCGAAAGUCCUCAGGCGUUCUGGGAAGCCAUUCGAGAUUUCUUGUAA
This is a messenger RNA of Fusarium sp. VM40, 1605 nucleotides long. Lineage: Eukaryota; Fungi; Ascomycota; Sordariomycetes; Hypocreales; Nectriaceae. The record is from the annotation of a GenBank genome assembly.